UCGAAGAAAGCCUCAGUGCUGAUCUGGCGGCCGUCGCGACCGCACCGGCUGCCAACAAUGCGGCAGACCUUGUGACUCUAGUGUGGUGAGUUGUGUUGCAGCACAGUGCUCGUGCGUUAACCCCAACCCCUGUAGUGCAUAACCGGAUUUUGGAUUUCGUUUCGCCUCGCGGCGUUAAUAAGAUACGAUGUUGUCAAGGCGUGGAGCGACAAUGUUGGUCGCCGCGCUCUUGCUGUUUCUAGCGCCGCCCACACUGACGGAGGGCAAUCUCUUCACGUGUCCAAAUGGUUGGGAGUUAAAAGGUCUACAUUGUUAUAAAUUUUUUAACAUCAGGCAUUCAUGGGAAAAAGCUGCAGAACUAUGUCGAAGAUACGGCAGCGAAUUAAUGGUUGUAGAAAGUUACACAGAAAAUAACAUGACCGCUAAUAUGGUGCCAUCUAGUCCCAGUAAUAACCAUUAUUGGCUUGGUCUAGCAACUGUUGACGACCUAAGGACCAAUACUUUAGAAUCAGCUGCCGGCGGUUUGGUAUCACAAUACGCUGGCUACUGGGCGUUACGACAACCCAAUCCAAAGGAGGGAGAAUGUGUUGAUGUUCAUGUCACCUCAGACAAACAAUCCUGGGAGCUGACGACAUGCGAGACCCUUCUUCCUUUCAUGUGCAAGAGUGACGCAUGCCCAGCAGGAACCUUCCAUUGUUCGAACGGAAGAUGUAUUAAUUCGGCCUUUAGAUGCGACAAACAAGACGAUUGCGGCGAUGCUUCCGACGAAAUGGACUGCGCUUCCGAAUGUCAUUUUUACAUGGCCAGCAGUGGAGAUGUAGUCGAAAGUCCAAAUUACCCUCACAAAUAUCCUGCUUUCAGUGAAUGUAAAUGGACGCUCGAAGGGCCACAAGGUCAAAAUAUAGUAUUACAGUUCCAAGAUUUUGAAACUGAAAAGUCUUUUGAUACUGUUCAAAUAUUAGUGGGCGGCAGAACAGAAGACAAGUCUGUCAAUUUGGCCACGCUAUCUGGGAAACAGGAUCUCUCUAGCAAACUUUAUGUAUCCGCUUCCAAUUUCAUGAUUAUUAAAUUUAGCACCGAUGGCUCUGUAGAAAAGAAAGGAUUCCGUGCUUCUUGGAAAACUGAAUCUUCCAAUUGUGGUGGUGUCCUCAGAGCUACACCACAAGGUCAGGUUUUGACUUCACCUGGAUAUCCAAAUGUAUAUCCCGGUGGUUUAGAAUGCGUCUACAUAAUUGAAGCCCAACCAGGCAGAAUUGUGUCACUAGAAAUUGAAGAUUUAGAAUUAGAAAUGAAUAGAGAUUACAUCGUAAUUAAGGAUGGAAACACCCCUUCAAGUCCAGUACUCGCUAGACUAACUGGACCAGGAGCAGAUAAUCAAAAAGUAGUAAUAUCAACAACAAAUCAUUUGUAUAUGUACUUUAGAACUAGUCUCGGCGACUCUAAGAAAGGUUUUAAUAUGAGAUAUUCCCAAGGUUGUAGAGCAACGAUAAUUGCUUCAAAUGGCACAUUUACUUCGCCUGCUUUUGGUCUUAGUAGUUAUCCCAAUAAUCAAGAAUGUCUAUACAGGAUUAAAAAUCCAAAUGGAGGACCACUGUCUCUCAAGUUUGAUGAAUUUAAUAUUCAUCCAUCUGACGUCGUUCAAGUUUUUGAUGGAGCAAGCACCAACGGACUGAGAUUGCAUUCCGAAAAUGGAUUUACCGUCAAACCAAGAAUAACGCUAACAGCUUCAAGCGGCGAAAUGCUAAUAAGAUUUGUAUCUGACGCUUUACAUAAUGGAUAUGGAUGGAAAGCUAUAUUCUCUGCAGAUUGUCCGCCACUAAAAUCUGGAAUCGGCGCUUUGGCGUCAAAUAGAGAUACUGCAUUCGGAACAACAGUAACCUUUUCGUGUCCUAUCGGUCAGGAGUUUGCCACAGGAAAAUCUAGAAUUGUAACUCAAUGUCAAGAAGGUGGAAAUUGGUCAACUACUUAUAUCCCCAGCUGUCAAGAAGUUUAUUGUGGUCCAGUGCCCCAAAUUGACAAUGGUUUCUCGAUUGGAUCAACAAACGUAACAUACAGAGGCGUAGCUACUUAUCAAUGUUACGCUGGAUUUGCAUUCCCAACUGGGCAACCCAUUGAAAGAAUAUCAUGCUUAUCUGAUGGGCGAUGGGAACGAACACCAACUUGUCUUGCUUCGCAAUGUGUAGCACUUCCUGAUGUUUCGCAUGCCAACGUAACUAUAUUGAACGGCGGUGGACGUAGUUACGGUACUAUUGUACGGUACGAGUGCGAGCCGGGAUACGUGCGGACUGGACAGCCGGUCCUACUUUGUAUGAGUAAUGGAACUUGGUCUGGUGAUGUGCCGACAUGCUCUAAAGUCUUAUGUCCGAAAUUCCCUGAAAUUAAAAACGGAUAUGUUGUCGAUCAAAGUCGAAUUUAUAUGUUUGGAGAUGAAGCAAGAGUUCAAUGCUUUAAAGGUUAUAAGCUAAACGGACCUAGUGUACUUAAAUGCGGUGCAAACCAAGAGUUUGAUCCUCCACCGACUUGUGAAGAUAUUAAUGAAUGCAUAAGUAGUCAAUGUAACUUGGCAACAACUGACUGUAAGAAUACUCAAGGAGGAUUUUACUGCCCCUGCAGACCAGGUUUUUCACCAGUAUUAGAAUGCAGACCUGUGGGAGAUCUUGGUUUGAUAAAUGGUGCUAUACCUGAUGAAUCGAUUACUACUUCAACACCCGAAGCCGGAUAUUACAAAGGAAUGGUUCGGUUAAACAAUGGCGGUGGUUGGUGUGGCAAUAAUCUGGAAGCCGGAGCAAAUUGGAUACUGAUUGACUUGAGAGCACCAACAGUCAUCAGGGGCUUUAGAACUAUGAGUGUUAUGAGAGCUGACGGCAACAUUGCAUUCACAUCGGCAAUAAGAAUUCAGUACACAAAUGACUUAACUGAUGUUUUCAAAGAUUAUACAAACCCUGAUGGCACCGCUGUCGAAUUUCGCAUUUUAGAACCCACUCUUUCCGUUCUUAAUUUACCUAUGCCUAUUGAAGCUCAAUACAUUAAAUUUAAAAUUCAAGAUUACGUUGGGGCUCCUUGUUUGAAAUUAGAGGUCAUGGGUUGUGCGAGAUUAGAUUGUGCUGAUAUUAACGAAUGUAAUGAAAACAAUGGUGGUUGCGAUCAGAAAUGUAUUAAUACACCGGGUAAUUUCUCAUGUGCUUGCAAUAUUGGAUACGAAUUGUAUACAUCAAACGGAACUGCUGGAUUCAAAAUUGAAUUAUCAGAAACCGGUGAAAGAGAUGGUGACACAUAUCAGAGAAACAAAUCAUGUGUGCCAGUUAUGUGCCCAUCACUUCAAUCUCCAGAAAAUGGUAAACUGUUAUCAACAAAAUCUGCUUUCCAUUUCGGUGACAUUGUUCAAUUCCAGUGUGACUUUGGAUAUGUAAUGUCUGGUUUCUCCUCCCUACUUUGUACAUCGAGUGGGACAUGGAACGGAACAGCUCCUGAAUGUCAAUAUGCACGAUGCGUGACUUUAUCAGACGACAAAAACGACGGUUUACAAAUAAUAAGAGACGACCCUGAAAGCGUUCUUGUACCAUACAGGGACAAUGUUACAAUAACUUGUACGUCACCGGGUAGAUAUCUUAGGAAUACUGUUACAUCGCCAUUCAGACAGUGUGUUUAUGAUCCCAAACCGGGUCUUCCUGAUUAUUGGUUGUCUGGAGCACAACCUCAAUGUCCUCGAAAAGAUUGCGGUAUUCCGAUGCCUACACCGGGUGCAGAAUAUGGGCAAUAUUUAGACACAAGAUAUCAAAGCUCUUUCUUCUUUGGCUGUCAAAAUACCUUCAAACUUGCUGGACAAACAAGUAAACACGAUAAUGUAGUACGGUGUCAAGGAAACGGAAUCUGGGACUUCGGUGACUUGAGGUGUGAAGGUCCUGUGUGUGAUGAUCCAGGAAGACCGGCAGAUGGAUACCAAAUUGCUAGAAGCUAUGAACAAGGAUCAGAGGUUCUCUUCGGUUGUUCAAGACCCGGAUACAUUUUAAUCAACCCUAGACCAAUCACAUGCAUGCGCGAACCCGAAUGUAAAGUAAUCAAACCGCUAGGCUUAGCUUCAGGAAAGAUUCCAGAUUCAGCAAUCAACGCAACUUCGGAAAGACCUAACUAUGAAGCCAGAAAUAUAAGACUGAACUCUGUUACUGGCUGGUGUGGAAAACAAGAAGCAUUUACGUACGUCAGUGUAGAUCUAGGAAAAGUUUAUCGAGUAAAAGCAAUUUUAGUCAAAGGUGUCGUUACUUCAGACAUUGUGGGCAGGCCAACUGAGAUAAGAUUUUUCUACAAACAAGCAGAAAAUGAUAACUACGUCGUUUACUUCCCCAACUUCAAUCUGACAAUGAGAGACCCUGGAAACUAUGGAGAAUUAGCCAUGAUAACUCUUCCAAAAUACGUACAAGCCAGAUUUGUUAUAUUGGGUAUUGUCAGUUUUAUGGAUAAUGCUUGUCUUAAAUUUGAGCUUAUGGGCUGCGACGAACCGGCUGUUGAACCUCUACUUGGCUAUGACUACGGAUAUUCUCCUUGUGUUGAUAACGAACCACCUGUAUUCCAAAAUUGCCCACAACAACCAAUCGUCGUUCAAACGGAUGUAAAUGGAGGCCUUUUACCUGUUAACUUCACAGAACCUACUGCUCUUGAUAAUUCCGGCGCUAUAGCUCGUUUAGAAGUUACGCCCCAGCAUUUCAGAACACCUAUUCAAGUAUUCCACAAUAUGGUUGUCAGAUACGUUGCAUUUGACUUUGACGGAAAUGUUGCGAUUUGCGAAGUAAACAUAACAGUACCUGACUACACACCACCGAAGUUAAGCUGUCCACAAAGUUAUGUUAUAGAAUUAGUCGACAAACAAGACAGUUACUCUGUUAAUUUUAAUGAAACGAGAAGAAGAAUUAAUGCAACCGACGCAUCUGGUGAAGUAUUUUUGAAAUUCAUCCCGGAACGAGCUGUGAUUCCUAUUCGAGGUUAUGAAAAUGUUACUGUUGUUGCUUCGGAUAAAUAUGGAAAUAAGGCUCAAUGUCACUUCCAGGUUUCUGUACAAGCAACACCUUGCGUAGACUGGGAACUGAUGCCACCAGCUCACGGCGCACUUAACUGCUUGCCUGGAGACAGGGGAAUUCAAUGUAUUGCAACAUGCAAGCCUGGAUUCCGCUUCACAGACGGAGAACCAGUCAAAACCUUUAUUUGUGAAACAAAACGUCAAUGGACUCCUACCGCUGUUGUACCCGACUGUGUUUCUGAAAAUACUCAACAAGCUGCAUACCAUGUCGUUGCAAGUGUUCAAUACCGUGCUCUUGGCGCAGUCUCUAACGCUUGCUUGCCACAAUACAAAGAUUUACUUGCUCAAUACGAUAACAUAUUAAAUGAAAGGCUAUCUCAACGUUGUUCAGCCGUCAACGUCAAUAUUAAUGUGACAUUUGUGAAAGCUAUGCCCAGUCUUCUUGAUGAAAAUGUAGUGAAAAUGGACUUUGUUUUGGCUAUAACUCCCGCUAUCAAACAGACGCAGUUAUACGACCUUUGUGGUUCAACACUGAACCUCAUAUUCGAUCUAUCUGUGCCAUACGCUAGUGCGCUUAUUGAACCUGUGCUUAACGUUUCAUCUAUUGGAAACCAAUGUCCUCCUUUAAGAGCUAUAAGAAGCUCUAUUUCCCGCGGAUUUACAUGCAGUGUUGGUGAAGUUUUAAAUAUGGAUACAAAUGACGUACCAAGAUGCUUGCACUGUCCUGCGGGAACUUUUGCUGGUGAAAAACAAAAAUCGUGUACGAUGUGCCCAAGGGGAUUCUUCCAAAACCAAGCUCGACAAGGAUCUUGUCUUAAAUGCCCACAAGGAACAUUCACUAAAGAAGAAGGCUCUAAAGACAUAACUGACUGUGUACCGGUCUGUGGUUAUGGAACAUAUUCACCGACAGGCUUAGUUCCUUGUUUAGAAUGUCCCAGAAACAGCUAUACUGGAGAACCACCUGUAGGAGGAUUUAGAGAUUGUCAAGCCUGUCCUGCUAAUACAUACACAUAUCAGCCGGCUGCUUCUGGAAAAGAUAAAUGUAGAGCUAAGUGUGCUCCUGGUACUUACUCUCCAACUGGUUUAGCCCCAUGUUCUCAGUGUCCAAGGAACUUCUACCAAAACUUAAUGGGUCAAACUUUAUGUAUGGAAUGUCCAACCAAUAUGAAGACAGUAGGAACAGGUGCCUCUGGUUUAGAAGAAUGCAUACCAGUGGAAUGCUCAAACAGCGCUUGUCAACACGGUGGUCUUUGUGUACCAAAAGGUCACGGGGUGCAAUGUUAUUGUCCAGCCGGUUUCUCAGGACGCAGAUGUGAAAUAGAUAUUGAUGAGUGUGCGAGUCAACCUUGUUACAACGGUGGCACUUGUAUUGAUCUCCCACAAGGAUAUAGAUGCUCUUGUCCUACUGGAUAUGGUGGAAUAAACUGUCAAGAAGAGAAAUCAGACUGCAGAAAUGAUACGUGUCCUGAAAGAGCUAUGUGCAAAGAUGAACCAGGGUACAAUAAUUAUACCUGCUUGUGUAGAUCAGGUUAUACUGGAAUUGAUUGCGAUAUUACGAUUGAUCCAUGUUCUGCUAACGGAAACCCCUGUACAAACGGUGCAACUUGCAUUGCUCUUCAACAAGGCCGAUAUAAGUGCGAAUGUUUGCCUGGAUGGGAAGGACAGCUUUGUGAACUAAACACCGAUGAUUGUAUCGAGAAACCUUGUCUGCUUGGAGCCGCUUGUACAGACUUGGUUAACGACUUCAGCUGCACGUGUCCUCCUGGAUUUACUGGAAAACGUUGUCACGAGAAAAUAGACCUUUGUUCAAAUGAACCAUGCAAACACGGUAUUUGUGUAGACAAACUUUUCGUUCACCAAUGUGUUUGUGACCCUGGUUGGUCAGGGCCCUCAUGCGAUAUAAAUAUCAAUGAAUGUCUUAUAUCAUCUUGCGAAAAUGGUGGUCGAUGUGUGGAUGGUAUCGAUGACUUUACUUGCAUUUGUGAAGCUGGAUUUACAGGUAAAAGAUGUCAACACGCAAUUGACGAUUGUUCUUCUGAACCAUGCCAGAAUGGAGCAACGUGCACUGACCAAUUAGAAGGAUUCACAUGUAAAUGUCGACCAGGGUUCAUUGGCCUACAAUGUGAAACAGCGAUAGACGAGUGUUUAACAGAGCCUUGUAAUCCGAUUGGCACUGAAAAUUGUAUUGAUCUUGAUAACAAAUAUAAGUGCAUGUGUCGCGAAGGAUUCACGGGAGAAAUGUGUGAAACAAAUAUUGACGACUGCGCAUCUGAUCCUUGCUACAACGGAGGAUCCUGUAAAGAUGAAAUCGGUGGUUACAAAUGUGUCUGCCAACCGGGAUGGACUGGCAAACGAUGUGAACGUGACAUUGGCAACUGCAUGAAUAGACCAUGUCAAAAUAAUGCAGACUGUAUAGACCUGUUCCAAGACUUCUUCUGCGUAUGUCCAAGUGGUACUGAUGGAAAACAGUGUGAAACUGCUCCUGAACGUUGUAUUGGAGACCCGUGCAUGCAUGGAGGAAAAUGCCAGGAUUUCGGAUCUGGACUCAAUUGCACGUGUUCCCAGGACUACACUGGUAUUGGUUGCCAAUAUGAGUUCGACGCUUGCGAAGCUGGUUUAUGUCAAAAUGGAGCAACGUGUGUCGAUGAAGGCGAUGGAUACAGUUGCUUAUGCGCACCAGGUUUUAAAGGAAAGAACUGUGAUGAAGAUAUUAUAGACUGCAAAGAAAAUUCCUGUCCGCCUUCAGCUACAUGCAUAGACUUACCUGGCCGAUUCUACUGCCAAUGUCCAUUCAACCUUACCGGGGACGACUGCAGAAAAACUAUCAGCGUAGAUUACGACUUAUACUUCAGUGAUCCAGUCCGCUCAAGCGCAGCUCAAGUUGUACCGUUCGACACUGGUGCUGCCGACAGUCUUACAAUAGCGAUGUGGGUUCAGUAUACACAACAAGAUGAAGGUGGCAUCUUCUUCACUGCUUAUGGUGUUAGCAAUUCCCACAUAGCAUUAAACAGAAGAACUAUAAUUCAAGCGCACUCCAACGGCGUCCAGGUUUCUUUGUUCCCUGAACUACAGGAUGUGUAUUUAAGUUUCGGAGAGUUUGCAACGGUCAACGACGGCCAAUGGCAUCACGUAGCUCUGGUUUGGGACGGUAGCAACGGUGGUGAACUAACUCUGAUAACUGAAGGUUUAAUAGCCAGUAAGCUCGAAGGCUAUGGCAGUGGAAGAACGCUUCCUCAAUAUGUUUGGGUGACUCUCGGUAAACCACAAUCGGAUAAUCCUAAGGCGUACACCGAAGCUGGUUUCCAAGGACAUUUAACCAAAGUACAAAUAUGGAACCGUGCCUUGGAUGUGACAAAUGAAAUUCAAAAACAAGUUCGCGAUUGCAGAACUGAACCCGUCCUUUAUAGCGGUUUAGUAUUAACGUGGGCAGGUUACGAAGAUAUUGUUGGAGGAGUUGAAAGACUUGUGCCAUCUCAUUGCGGUCAAAGAGUAUGUCCGAACGGAUACACUGGUUCCAAAUGUCAACAGUUACAAGUAGAUAAGGAGCCACCGAGAGUAGAUCGCUGUCCAGGCGAUUUGUGGGUAAUUGCCAAAAAUGGUUCCGCUAUAGUAAAUUGGGAUGCUCCGGUAUUUAGCGACAACAUUGGUGUGACCAGAGUCGUCGAAAAAUCUGGACAUAAACCUGGCGAAAACUUAGUUUGGGGAGCAUAUGACAUUGCGUAUAUUGCUUAUGAUGCCGCGGGUAAUGCCGCUACGUGCAAAUUCAAGGUUACCGUGCUAUCUGAAUUCUGCCCUCCAUUGGCGGAUCCACUGGGUGGUUAUCAAUCGUGCCGUGACUGGGGCGCGGGAGGUCAGUUCAAGGUGUGCGAGAUCGCGUGUCGGGAUGGCCUCAAGUUCUCGCAACCGGUUCCACCAUUCUAUACAUGCGGAGCUGAAGGAUUCUGGCGCCCAACUGACAACCCUAGCCUUGGACUUAUUUAUCCUGCUUGUUCUCCGGCUUCGCCGGCUCAAAGAGUGUUCAAGAUAUCAAUGCUGUUCCCAAGCUCCGUGUUGUGUAACGACGCGGGUCAAGCAGUGCUGCGCCAGAAGGUCCGCAGUGCUAUCAAUCAACUGAACAGAGAUUGGAACUUCUGCUCCUAUGCUAUUGACGGUACAAGGGAAUGUAAAGAGCUGGACAUUAACGUCAAAUGCGACCACAGAGCUAAUGUCCGUCAGACACGGCAAGUAAAUUCUCAACCGACAAUCAAAUCAGAAGACACAUAUGUCCUCGACGCUAUUAUACCAGUUGACGAGGUACGAAGCAAUAGAGAAGGUCGACAAGCCGGUGACACCUACAGUGUAGAAGUAUCUUUCCCGGCUAUCAACGAUCCGGUUAUCCACGGUGGUACCAACGAACGAUCGACCGUACAACGAUUGCUCGAAAAAUUAAUCUUAGAAGACGAACAGUUCGACGUGCGUAACAUUCUUCCCAACACUGUCCCCGACCCGGCGAGCCUGCAACUUGUUUCCGACUACGCAUGUCCGAUGGGUCAGGUCGUAAUGGCCCCCGAUUGUGUAUCAUGCGCGGUGGGUACUUACCUGGAUUCAGCGAGUGACUCAUGCCAGCCGUGUCCCGCGGGCAGCUACCAAUCGGAGGCAGGACAGUUGCAGUGCACGUCGUGUCCCGCAAUAGCGGGACAGCCCGGCGUCACGCAGGCCACCGGCGCCAGGAGCGCUGGAGACUGUAAAGAGAGAUGCGCUGCGGGCAAAUAUUACGACGCAGAGGCGGAACUCUGCCGGCCGUGCGGUCAUGGAUCGUAUCAGCCGAGAGAGGGCGCUUUCUCCUGCAUCCCCUGCGCUAGAGGACAAACUACUCGAGCUACUGAAGCUGUUUCCGUUGCCGAGUGCAGAGACGAUUGUCCACCAGGAGAGCAGCUAGGCGGCGAUGGUGGUUGCGAGCCGUGUCCGGCGGGCACGUGGCGGGGCGCUGGCACGGGGGCGGCGUGCGCGCCUUGCCCGCCCGGCACCACCACCCCACAGACCGGCGCCUCAUCGCCGGACCAAUGCUCACUGCCUCUCUGCAAGCCUGGUUUGUACCUCAACGUAACACUGAACACGUGCAUACAAUGCAAGAGGGGAACUUACCAGCCGGAAGCACAGCAAACUCUUUGCAUACCCUGCCCUAUCAAUACCAGCACUAAAGAACGUGGAGCGACGUCGGAGGCUGACUGCACAAACCCGUGUGAAAUGAGCGCCCCGGGGACGCACUGCGACGUGAACGCAUACUGUCUUCUGCUGCCGGACACAAACGAGUUCGAUUGCCAGUGUAAACCCGGCUUUAACGGCACUGGCUUGAUAUGUACAGAUGUUUGCCUGGACUACUGCGACAACGGUGGCGAAUGUGUGAAGGACGUGAGAGGCGAGCCUUCUUGCAGAUGCACUGGUUCGUUUACUGGCCGCUAUUGCCGUGACAAGAGCGAGUUCGCGUACAUCGCUAGUGGAGUCGCUGGAGGAGUCAUCUUCAUUAUAUUCCUUGUGUUGCUCGUUUGGAUGAUAUGUGCCAGGUCAACAAAGAAGAAGGAACCAAAGAAGACAUUAACACCAGCUAUCGACCAAAACGGCUCUCAAGUCAACUUCUAUUACGGAGCCCAUACACCUUACGCGGAGUCGAUAGCGCCAUCUCAUCACUCCACAUACGCACAUUACUAUGACGACGAAGAGGACGGCUGGGAGAUGCCGAACUUCUACAAUGAGACGUACAUGAAGGAGAGUUUACAUAACGGUAUGAGUGGCAAAAUGAACAGCUUAGCCAGAUCAAAUGCCAGUAUAUACGGUACGAAGGAGGAUCUAUACGACAGACUGAAGAGGCACGCGUAUCCGGGUAAGAAAGAUAAGAGUGACAGCGACAGUGAAGGUCAAUAAGUUGGUGAGGACAGCGUGUUGUAUUCUGGUCAAACUUAUAGUACUGUAUCGAAUUAGUUUCAUAUUGUUGUAUUUCGCUGUAUAGAGUCUAUUACGAAAGACGCGACAGUUGCGUAUUCGUAACGUUAUCGACAUUUGUAGAUUUUUAGUACACUUUACGCCCGGUAGGGGUGAUUCUUAUACAAAUGUCGAUUACGUUAUGAAAACGUUCUCACGUAUACGUGAUGAUAUAUUUGAUGCAAUAAUAAAUAUUUCACGUCAUUUUUGACUAAUCGUUUCACUCUUACGACUGAGUUUUGAUACAGUUGAAUCUUGUACUCUUUUAGCUUUAUUUAGUUUAAGAUAUUUUAAAAAUAGAAUGUGUAUUAACACACUCACUGUUUAUUUAAGCCCCACCAAAUAUAAUACAAUGAACUAUAAUGUCAAUAGGUCAAUAGCACAGUUACUCAACUGACAACAACAAUUUCAAAAACUUUAUUUUUUCGUGAGCAAUUGAACAGUGAAUGUGUUGAUGUUCUGAGAUUACAACUUCAACGAGGAUAUGCUCAAGUUAGUAUUUUUAGGCGCAAAAUGCCAUACCAUAUGACAGGGGAAUUCCAAAUCAUGAUUCUGAUAUAUCGAAUUAUACAUUCCAUUUUUAUUAAAGAAAAAAUGUAAAUAUAAUGUAAUGAAUUGUAUAUUUAUAUAAUAUAGACCUCAGUAGUCUCGUGGUGUUAGUUUUUAUUAUCUUAUUAAUCAAUAUUUUGUAACGUAAGGUUGUGUGCACAUUGUGCUUUAGGGAAUGAUUACAAAAGAGAGUAACAUUUUUUUAAUCUGUACACUCUUUGUAUUAUAAUAUGCGUACUUACUACUUUAUCUGUGUGAAUGUAUAGAUGAAAAAAAUGUAUAGUUUUAUAUUUUUUUAUAAUUAGGUGACGUUUAUCGUUGUUUAUACAUAUCUGAUAGUACAUUCUUUUUAAUAAUGUAUGGAGAAUUGUUUUUUUAUUUAUGUUUAAUUACUUAUAGGUUUUGUAUUUUAAAAAAAUGUAAUUUAACCCUUUUUACCUGUCCCUAUGAAGUAAAACAAUACUCAAUAAUUCCGCCGUGUUGUGACUUUUCGGUGGUUCAGUAUCCAUCACAAUUUACCACAUUAGUGAUUACGUUAACAGUAAUAUUUUAUACAAAAGAAUAAUAAAUUAAUAUGUAUUUAA
This is a messenger RNA of Papilio polytes (common Mormon), 12102 nucleotides long. RefSeq lists its product as uncharacterized. The coding region runs from base 188 to 10912 and encodes 3574 amino acids. The transcript has 36 exons. Gene Ontology annotation, molecular function: calcium ion binding; Notch binding. Gene Ontology annotation, biological process: Notch signaling pathway. The record is from RefSeq and is a predicted model, not a curated record. Lineage: Eukaryota; Metazoa; Arthropoda; Insecta; Lepidoptera; Papilionidae.